GUGGUGUCUAUGGGCCUGUAUAUAGGGGAACAGGCAUAUCUGAAAAGCAGCUGGAACGUGUUGGACGGCUUCCUGGUCUUUGUGUCGUUGAUUGACAUUGUGGUGUCCAUGGCGGGCGGGGCUAAAAUCCUGGGGGUGCUGAGGGUUCUCAGAUUACUCCGCACACUGCGCCCCCUCAGGUAGGGAGGACAUACUACAGACACACACUGCACCCCUUCAGGUAGGGAGGACAUACUUCAGACACACACUGCGCCCCCUCAGGUAGGGAGGACACACUACAGGGGGGUUCACAUAAUGUCCUUGUCCCAUAGUGGUGAAAGCAGACUAGUUGUGCAGUAUUGUUUCUUUGGUGAUUUGGGGUCAGUUUAGUUUAUUAGGAUCCCCAUUAGCUGUUGCUCAUGCAGCGGCUACUCUUUCUGGAGUUCACUUUCCCUUAUACCUGAAAGACCAGAAAAAUGUCACCUUUGAAAUAUAGAUUUAUAUACACCCUCUCUGAGUCAGCUGCAAAUACUGUAUUUUGGGAAGCACUCCUCUUACUAACUCUGCAUCCCUCUCUCUCUCUCUCCCUCUCUCUCGCUCUCUCACUCUCCCUCUCUCUAAUCUUCCAUCUCUCUCCCUCUCUCUCUCUACCUCUCCCUCUCUCUCCAUCACUCUCUCUCUCUAACCCUCCAUAUCUCUCCCUUCCUCUCUCUCUUUCCCUCCAUCUCUCUCUCUCUCUCUCUCUUUCUCUCUUCAUUCCCUCCCCCUCUCUCUCUCCCUUCAUCUAUCUCUCUCUAUCCCUCUCCCGCUCUCUCUCUCCUCUCUCUCUCUCUCUCUCUGUUUCUCUUUCUACAGGGUGAUCAGUCGAGCCCCAGGUCUGAAGCUGGUAGUGGAGACUCUGAUAACAUCUCUGAAACCUAUAGGAAACAUUGUCCUUAUCUGCUGUGCUUUCUUCAUCAUAUUUGGUAUCCUGGGGGUGCAGGUAGGGGCUGUUAUCAUUUGAGUACUUGUCUCUCAAUCUUUCUUGCUCUGUGUCUUGUUUUCUAUCUCUGUUUUCCUCUAUCAUUUUAUCAAGCUUUCACUUUCCCUGUCUUUCUCCUCCAACAUAUACCCUGUCUUUCUCCUCCAACAUAUACCCUGUCUUUCUCCUCUAACAUAUACCCUGUCUUUCUCCUCCAACAUAUACCCUGUCUUUCUCCUCCAACCAGUGGCGGCUCCUGAAAAAAUUCUCAGGGGGGGCAAUUUUUCUGAUGAUUUAGGUGACCUACACACAUUUUAAAAAAGAUAUGUCCAGCAACAACAUGAAGACAGGGGCAGCAUAUAAGUCAAUACCAGAAGCAUUUAUUGACUGAUCUCAAAAGUGUUGGCUUACCAGGGUUGGUGGAGCCCUCAGUUUCAUCUUUGCCUCGCAAAGCUAACUCAAACACUCCGCAAAACUUCACACACUGGAUUAGCCGGCUGAGGAUGUGGCGGUUCUUGCUAAUGUCGUAGUAAAUAUAUUUGUUAUAGUGAAUAUGGAAUAUGAUAUGUUGAGUAAAAUGUUGUGCUAAGAUCUAUUUAGGUCAGGAGCUGGUUAUAGGUUCUGUUCCUAUCCAAUAACAAUGGACAAAAGGGUCCUAUCUUGUCAGCCUUGUCAGUUUCAGUUCUCCAGUAAACUUGUGAUUAUCAACACUAACCUCAUCGUUGUGGCGGCGGACAGCUAGCCUGUAUCCCUCAUCCAGUUGAGUGGGAAUGUUCACUCUCCCCAAAGCAGACAAUCUCAAACAGCUAUCCAUGUGGGUCUUUGACAGCUCAUGUUUCUUAAUCUUUCCUGAAAGAUGGUGCAUGUCCGUUACACACCAGUCGCUGUCCAAGCGGUGCUGUCUGCCGUGCCGCCUUCAGGGUGAAAGAGUAAGCAGGGGGUAGCAGAAGACUGCAUUAGCUACAUCGCAGCCUGCUAGCCAGGUUUAUCGUUCGUACCAAUUUUUGGAAAAUCCUCGGGUGUAGGACUUUCCCCCUUUAGUAGAAACCUGUUGAAUUAUUAAAUUUGGUCUGGGAGGUCCUAAUUGUUUCGUUGCCAAUUUAUCUUGAUUUGUUCGCCGACAAAAAGGAACUUCUUUCAGAGAGACAAUCGAGUUGCACUGAACGCUAGCCAUCUUGACAGUAGUACGUGAAUUGAUUGACGCUGCUACCCGCUCUUUUCUUAGUUAUGUUCAUGGUUAUGUUACUUAUGACGAAAGCGCGUAAGUGCAAGCCCUCAGAAACCCAUAGAGAUUGUAUUGAAAGCUCUGAUAUUUGAAAAAAAUAGAUUUUACAUGGGAGUCUAUGACAGACUUCUGGGCGAUUUUCAACCUGACUGAAAUCGCCCCAAAAGGGGGGGGGGGCCAUUUGAAGCACGACUUUAGCCUGAUUGGACAUUUAGUGGCACUGUGGCAGAUCAGACGUCUAGAUUACAACACUGAUAACUACUGUUGCUGUGAUAUAAUUGAUUAGAAAAAAAAUCCCUUCCUUUUCCCGUUUGGCAGUGCGUCGCCCAUAUCGCCCUAUUGAACACACCGCCCCUGCCUCCAAAAUAUACCGUCUUUCUCCUCUAACAUAUACCCUGUCUUUCUCCUCCAACAUAUACCCCUUCUUUCUCCUCUAACAUAUACCCUGUCUUUCUCCUCCAACAUAUACCCUGUCUUUCUCCUCUAACAUAUACCCUUUCUUUCUCCUCCAACAUAUACCCUGUCUUUCUCCUCUAACAUAUACCCUGUCUUUCUCCUCUAACAUAUACCCUGUCUUUCUCCUCCAACAUAUACCGUCUUUCUCCUCUAACAUAUACCCUGUCUUUCUCCUCUAACAUAUACCCUGUCUUUCUCCUCCAACAUAUACCCUGUCUUUCUUCUCCAACAUAUACCCUGUCUUUCUCCUCCAACAUAUACCCUGGCAUUUCUGUAUCUCUGUUUCCUCACCUUCUACCUCUCCCUCUGUUUUUGUCUGUCCCUCUGUCCCUGUCCCCUCUCUGUCUUUAUCAAUAUUUGCCAUCUGUCUUCCUCUAUCUUUCUCUCUCCUUCCUUCCCUCUCGCUUGACCAUCUAUGUAAUGACCACCUCCCUAUUAUUCCCAUCAAGUGUGUCUGUCCUUUGAUAAUGACAUAUGAAGGAAACCACUUCUAUGUGAACACCACCAACAACAACAAGACAUCUGAAGUGGCUCUGUCCAUUGUUUCCAUUGUUCCCUGACAGCUGUUCAAAGGGAAGUUCUUCUACUGCUUCGGCCCCGACGUCAAGAACAUCACCAACAAGUCUGACUGUCUGCAGGCCAACUACAAAUGGGUCCAUCACAAGUACAACUUUGACAACCUGGGACAGGUGAGGAUUUCUCCCAGUAUCAAUUUCAGAAGAGGUGUCAAACUGAUGGACAUGGUGGAGUGGGCCAGUAUGAAAUACUGAACAGAUGUUAUGUCUGUGUGUUUUUGUCUCUAUAUGUUCACGUGUGUUUAUAUUUCAUGUCUUUCAUGUGUGUUCUGUUUAUCUGUCUGUAUGUCUGCAUUUCUGAAUGUGUGUGUGUGUUCUGUGUGUGUAUAUGUGUGUGUGUGUUCUGUACCACAGGCUCUGAUGUCCCUGUUUGUGCUGGCUUCGAAGGACGGCUGGGUCAACAUCAUGUACCAUGGCCUGGACGCUGUAGGGGUGGACCAACAGGUAA
Messenger RNA from Coregonus sp. 'balchen', 3644 nucleotides. Lineage: Eukaryota; Metazoa; Chordata; Actinopteri; Salmoniformes; Salmonidae. The record is from the annotation of a GenBank genome assembly.